Rattus rattus (black rat) is the source of this 789-nucleotide messenger RNA. RefSeq names its product voltage-dependent L-type calcium channel subunit alpha-1S-like. Gene Ontology annotation, molecular function: high voltage-gated calcium channel activity. Gene Ontology annotation, cellular component: membrane; voltage-gated calcium channel complex. Gene Ontology annotation, biological process: calcium ion import across plasma membrane. NCBI's taxonomy places the organism in Eukaryota, Metazoa, Chordata, Mammalia, Rodentia, Muridae. The transcript is spliced from 8 exons. Bases 1 to 789 code for a protein of 262 amino acids. The record is from RefSeq and is a predicted model, not a curated record.
AUGGGAGACACUGCUGUAGAGCGAAAGGAGAGUAUGCAGAGGGCCUGUGAGAGGAGCAGAGCACAGCAGGAGGGCUAUGCAGCUGGAACCGGGAACAAAGAUAUGACCACUGAACACUGUGGGCGCGGGGAAGAAUCUACUUAUAACGAUGAGACUUUGCUGGCCUCCAGCGGGGGACUAUAUUGCCUGGGUGGAGGCUGCGGGAACGUUGACCCAGAUGAGAGCGCCCGCAUCUCCAGUGCCUUCUUCCGCCUGUUCCGGGUCAUGCGACUGAUCAAGCUGCUGAGCCGGGCGGAGGGUGUGCGCACCCUGCUCUGGACGUUCAUCAAGUCCUUCCAGGCCCUGCCGUACGUGGCUUUGCUGAUCGUCAUGCUCUUCUUCAUCUACGCUGUCAUCGGCAUGCAGAUGUUCGGGAAGAUCGCCAUGGUGGACGGGACGCAAAUAAACCGGAACAACAACUUCCAGACUUUCCCACAAGCUGUGCUGCUGCUCUUCAGGUGUGCCACAGGGGAAGCCUGGCAGGAGAUCCUGCUGGCCUGCAGCUACGGGAAGCGCUGCGACCCGGAGUCUGACUACGCACCGGGGGAGGAGUACGCGUGUGGCACCAACUUUGCCUACUACUACUUCAUCAGCUUCUACAUGCUCUGCGCCUUCCUGAUCAUCAACCUCUUCGUGGCUGUCAUCAUGGACAACUUUGACUACCUCACAAGGGACUGGUCCAUUCUGGGCCCUCACCACCUGGAUGAGUUCAAGGCCAUCUGGGCUGAGUACGACCCGGAGGCUAAGUGA